AUGAAACUGCACGACAUUUUAGUCGUACUCAAGAACGCUGCAUGUGGUCGCAGACCCGAGUGGGCCAACUCCGAUACGCGACCGGAACGGCAAACUCUACGUGGGCGAUUUCUGCGGCGCGUUCACCUUUCGCUUCUCUACGGGUUGUGGGUCGUCGGCAUUGGCUUCUUCGCUGUGAUGUGGAUCUUCUCGCUCUUUUGUGUCGCACAGUGGAUGUGGGGCUACCUUACGGACGCCGGUGCUGCUUCGCUACCGUUUCCCGCGCAAAUAUUUCUGGGGUUGAUCGCACUUCACGAAAGUUACCACUUCGUGACUCGACCUUCACUCCAUCCAUGGCCAUUCAUGAGACGCUUGAUUCGCGACUCGUUCCACCGCUACCCGUAUUUCCGGCUCAACGUCACCGUCUUCGAUGAGCGAGAGAAAGCCAACAAGAUGAUCGAGGAGAAUGAUGUUUCGCCUUUUGUCAAGCCCAACGACCGCGCCAUGUUUGCUUUCCACCCUCACGGGGUUCUCUCGAAUGGCUGGGCCUUCAAUGGCGCACACCAUUUGAGCUUCCAGCAUGCGGAUUGUCGAUGGCUUGUGGCGGAAAAUCUGUUUUGGUUCCCCGUCAUGAGAGACUUGCUCAAUUGGAUGGACUUCAGCAGCGUCGCGAAAGCUACUUUCCACCGGUUCAUGCCCACGGGACAAAAUGUAUGCUUGAUUCCUGGCGGCUUCGAGGAGGCGACAUUGUACGAGCGUGGCAAGCACCGAGUGUACAUCAAGAAGCGCUUGGGAUUCAUCAAGUUGGCUCUGCAGUACGGGUACAAGGUGCAUCCCGUCUACUCGUUUGGGGAGGAGUACGCUUACCACACAUUUCUAUACCUGUUGCAGCUUCGUCUUAAGCUGAACCAGUUCAAGCUACCAGGUGUCAUCUUUUAUGGACACCCGCAGUGCUUUUUCCUGCCUUGCACCGACGUGGACCUCAUCACAGUCGUGGGGGAGGCUUUGGUGCUGCCGCGCAUCGAGCACCCGACGAAAGAGGACGUGCAGAAGUAUCAUGCGCAGUACGUGCAAGCUCUUCAGAAGCUCUUCGACAAGUACAAGUCGGUGUACGCCGUUGAUCCGGAAGCCAAGUUGGAGGUCUACUGA
Messenger RNA from Phytophthora sojae, 1128 nucleotides. RefSeq lists its product as hypothetical. The record is from RefSeq and is a predicted model, not a curated record. Lineage: Eukaryota; Oomycota; Peronosporomycetes; Peronosporales; Peronosporaceae. The coding region runs from base 1 to 1128 and encodes 375 amino acids. Gene Ontology annotation, molecular function: diacylglycerol O-acyltransferase activity. Gene Ontology annotation, cellular component: endoplasmic reticulum membrane. The transcript is spliced from 3 exons. Gene Ontology annotation, biological process: triglyceride biosynthetic process.